UCAUAUUUUCGUAGUUCCCACUUCCACUGAAACUGUGAAAAAGUAACACGCGAAGUUGUUGUUUUCAUUAAAGCAGAAUAUUCCUGUGUGAUCAGAUUUUUAAUUGACUUUUAAACACUAGUCAAGGAUGCCAUUGAUAUUGCUUUAAAGUAGGUUAAGGAGGAAACUGGUACCGAUAGACCUAACGAUGAAAUGCCUUUUAUGGAUCGUGACACUAAUCAAGCAAUUACAAAGAUUAUAAGAAAUAUUGAGAACCGUCUUAAAGGUUCUAAAGCCAAAACAGAUUUUGACAUGUUAUUCAGUGGUGGAGCUCCUGGAAUAGGUAAAACUCGGUAUGGAGAUGAACUAUUCAAACGCCUGGAAAAUAAUCAGAAUUGGGUCCCUCCUGAGUGGGAAAAUAAACUGCAUAUUAGAAGAAUCUAUUUAGACCUCGGUAAUGGUUGCAAACUUGAUUCAUAUGAUGAUGACCUUACUCCAACAGUCAUCAUUGGCCUUCGGAUUGCCUAUGUGUUUUUCAUUGAAAAAAAAUUUAUUUUGUCGUUUACAAAUUUUCGUGAUCGAGUCUGGAAAUACAGAGACAUUUUCAAAAUACCCAAUGUUUUCGAUUGUAUUUAUGCUCAUCUAAUCUCCCAAUCCAAUAUACAGCUCUUUGUUUUUUUUCAUAUUGACGAGUUUCAGAACAUCGAUCUGUGGGAGGAUGAUGCAAUCAAGAACAGGAAAAUGGCAAAAAAACAGCUCUUUAAGGAAAUGAUCAAUGACCUUGCACCGUUCAUGCUUGCUCCACAAUCCCUUAUCUAUUUCCAGACAUUUCUUUCUGGAACAGCACCACAAGUUGUUAUCUCUAACAAAGAAUCAUUAAGGGUUUCAUUUAUAUUUGCCGAUUGCCCACAACUGUCAUUCAGAGCAAUGCUUAAUAUUGCAAAUCAUUAUGCACAAAAAUACGAUGCAGAAAAAUUCUACUGUGGUUCGUACAAAUGGAUGCUUUGUCUACCAUUUCUCUAACUUUUGGAAGACACCGGAGGAUUGCCUCGCGCACUUCAGUACGUCUUUGAAGUGUGCUUUGAAAUCGAAACUGAUAGAAAGAAAUUCUUCGGCGAUAUUCAUAAACAGCACUUUAAUACCAUCUUUUAUAAUGUCAAACACCGUCUCCAAGAACGCUACAACAUAUACGGAACCAUC
Molecule: messenger RNA, 1179 nt
Organism: Rhizophagus irregularis DAOM 181602=DAOM 197198
Lineage: Eukaryota; Fungi; Glomeromycota; Glomeromycetes; Glomerales; Glomeraceae
Source: RefSeq, a predicted model, not a curated record